This is a messenger RNA of Coregonus clupeaformis (lake whitefish), 709 nucleotides long. Its product is annotated as saxiphilin-like. Gene Ontology annotation, cellular component: basement membrane. Lineage: Eukaryota; Metazoa; Chordata; Actinopteri; Salmoniformes; Salmonidae. The coding region runs from base 1 to 432 and encodes 143 amino acids. Gene Ontology annotation, biological process: cell-matrix adhesion. The transcript is spliced from 4 exons. The record is from RefSeq and is a predicted model, not a curated record.
AUGUACAUUUCCAGUACAUUACUGUUGGUGUGUAGCACUGGACAGAAGAUCCCGGGUAUGGAGUGUCCACCAGGCACGCCCCGCAUCAACUGUUUAGUUUACCCUUGUGCUUUAUAUCUAGAGUGCAAGGAGCGACCCCAAAACCCCUGUGAGAUUGCUAGAGAUGCCGUGGACCCUAACUUGAUUGGAACCUUCAUCCCCCAGUGUGUCAACCAGGGACAAUACACCCCUCAGCAGUGCUGGGGCUCUACAGGCUACUGUUGGUGUGUGACCAGCACUGGACAGAAGAUCGAUGGUACUGAGUGUCCACCAGGCACUGCCUGCAUCAACUGUGCAGAUGAACUCGUAGAUGAAAUUCGUUGGAAAGACGUUGAAAAGAUGGUAGAAAGUCGUUGGAACGAAGACUUUGAAAAGACGGUAGAAAGACGCUGAAAAGACGAUGGCAUCCUUAUCAUGUCUACAAAAUAAACGCUGAAGGAAUGUAGAAACACGUUUGAUGUUUUUAGUUUUGUUGCUAUGCUGUAAAAUCUAUCUGAAUCAGUCAAUUUUCUGGGAAAUGGAGGAAGGAGUAUCAAUCUUUUAAGCCAAUAACAUAUUUUGCAUACAACAGUACCAUCUUAUACAAGAAACCUUACAUGUAAGUAUGUUUAACUAUUUGAUUGUAACUUAGAAUCAUUACAGGAUCAUUACAUACGCACACAAGCGUAGG